This is a messenger RNA of Bolinopsis microptera, 2434 nucleotides long. Its product is annotated as eukaryotic translation initiation factor 4 gamma 1-like. The record is from RefSeq and is a predicted model, not a curated record. Gene Ontology annotation, molecular function: translation initiation factor activity; mRNA binding; protein binding. Lineage: Eukaryota; Metazoa; Ctenophora; Tentaculata; Lobata; Bolinopsidae. Gene Ontology annotation, cellular component: eukaryotic translation initiation factor 4F complex. Bases 94 to 1041 code for a protein of 315 amino acids. The transcript has 6 exons.
AGUGCAUGGUUAUAAUGGCAUCUAGCUAAAGUGGAUGGAGUCUGACCUUGACUUAUUUAUUGAAGACUUCUGUCCACCCAGGACAAACAGGGCAUGGACAUAAAACUUGCUGCUUCUCGACUCUAUGAUGACGAGAAGGCCAACAGAAACACAGAAACCUCUACUGAACUGAAAACACUGCGUGGUAACAUCAUGGCUAUUCUCAAUAAGAUAACACCAGACAACUUCAAAGUGCUGAGUGUAGAGAUGUUAGAACUGAAUAUAGAUAACAAGGAGAAAGUUGGAAUUGCAGUGGAGAUGAUAUUUGAGAAAGCUGUGUUGGAGCCCAUAUACCAUCAGACUUAUGGUAACCUUUGUAAGGUAAUGGGCGCGAUGAAGACCCCAGAGGAACAAACCACCAAAUUGUCUCCCUUUAGCAAGGCACUUCUCAGAAAAUGCCAAAUCGAGUUUUUCAGGGUGGAUAAUCAUGAAUAUAAACUUAACAAGCAGAUGGGAGAACUACACUUGCAAGCUGACCUAGUAGAAAAUGAAAAGCAGAAUCAAGGAGAAAAAGAGGACUCAUUGUACAAGCGAAGUAAAUUGAAGAAAAGGAUGCUGGGUACGAUCCAGUUUAUCGGGGUACUCUUUAAUAUGGACUUGCUCUCAACAAAGAUCAUCACCCAAUGUUGUUUAAGUUAUCUUCUGACGAAGAAGAAAGAAGGAAAACUUGGCGACGAAGUAGUCGAAUGUAUCUCUAAACUGUUCUCGACUGUCGGUCUCAAGCUUGAAAAUGAGUGUGAUGUUGAGUUUGAGAAAGGUUUCCGCGAUUUCCGCGAUUUGGGAUCAGAUCCAACCUACGGGUCUCGAAUCCGGUUCAUGAUACAAGACACAGUGGAACUUCGUCACAACAACUGGAUACCUCGUCGCAUUGAAGCUAUGCCUCAGACAAUCGAGGAUAUUCACAAUGAAUAUGCGAGGGAGAAGAAGGAGAAGGAGGUGGAGGCGGAGGCCGCUACCAGAUGGUGGAAAUCUCAGAAGAAAAGGGAGAAAAACAGAUAUUGAUUUCGCAUGAGUCAGAAGUCAGGCUGGUAUACCCGAAAUAUUCAACCUAUUGUAUACUAUUCAUGUACGACAAACUUUGAAAGAGGUGAUUUUAGAAUAUUCUUGUUUGAAUUUAAGUUGGUAUAAAUUAGAGGUUCGAGAUUACAGUUCACUUCAAUUUGUCCACUAUCAAUGAGAGGAAGCUUCAAUUCCAGCCGUCCAGUUUGGUGCAUUAUGCUUCAAGUUAUGAGUUCUAAAUUGUGAUCUUGGUUAGCGAAUGUGCUCCGUCCUAGAGCGUUAUUGGGUUUUUUAACUAAUAAACUUAUUUUUAUGUCUAACUUAUUUUGGAUAGAUGCAGAUAUUUAUUAAUGCGAUAAUAUUAUUUAAUAUCAUGUUGAAUUACGAUUUACCAUUGGUUGAUGAUGCGUGAAGAAGUUAAUAAAUUGCAAUUACUAGUACGUGCUAAAACAAACUGGUAGAACUUCCUCCGUGUUACCCACAUAAAUUAAAUAGACUUAAGUUCUGGUAUGGUGGGAGAUGACAUUACCGAAAUUUACCGGGUAGUUAAAAUUACAUAAUAUUUCAAAUCGCUGAACAAAUCGCGGUGAAUAUGACAUUAGUCUGUACUCUUAAAACAUGUAAUUUGAGGAUACAAUAUGUGACUAUCGGGAAAAGUUAAUCGAAUACGUACCUAUACCUGUUAUAUCGAAUCAAUCGAAGACAUUUAUAUCUUUAUAUCAAUAGUUACUGUUGUGAAAUUUUUACAGUCAAUCCUAAAUUUUUGGAAUUUGUUAAAGGGUUUGGUUUUUCUUGUUUACGUUUUAAUAUUUAAUUAUGGAACGUAACUGUUUAAAAUAACAUUAGUUUGCUCCUUGUGAGUUUAUCGAUAUAAUAGCAAUGAUAUUAGAUUAUUCAUUGUUAUUUAAAUUAUUCAAUGCAAAGGUAAAAACAGCAGUUGGUAAACAGACUUUAUAGAAUUAUAGCUAACAGACUACUGCACGUGCUACUAACGGACUACUGCACGUGCUACUAACGGACUACUGCACGUGCUGCUACAGGGCACGUGACCAUUAGAUAGAAAGUGCUUGUCAGAGUGUGUGGUGUACAUAGUGACCCUGACCGUGCGGAGGGUUAGGAGCACCACGGAGUGUACUUUCUAGCAUUAGUAAGUUAGUACAACAGCUCAACAGUGCAAACCAAUGAAGCAUGCAAACCCAAGGGAUCAUAUCUAACGGAAUUGUCCACCAGUCGGAACUGUUAGCGAACGGACUGUAAAGUCUGUCAGUAGUCCUGAAUUCUUAUAUUUCCAUGAUUACGAUUUUGUAUUUUCUUCGUGACUCGUGAAAUUCAGAUCUAUAAAAAUUACAAUAAAAUAUGAACCUAUAUCACAAAAAUAUGUUGGUACUUAUUUAUC